AUGUUAGCAACAGCUGAUGCAUUUGACACGCUCACCUUCCACACCACUGAUGCAUUUGACCCGCUCACCUUCCACGCCGCUGAUGCAUUUGACCCGCUCACCUUCCACACCACUGAUGCAUUUGACCCGCUCACCUUCCACGCCGCUGAUGCAUUUGACCCGCUCACCUUCCACGCCGCUGAUGCAUUUGACCCGCUCACCUUCCACACCACUGAUGCAUUUGACACGCUCACCUUCCACGCCGCUGAUGCAUUUGACCCGCUCACCUUCCACGCCGCUGAUGCAUUUGACCCGCUCACCUUCCACGCCGCUGAUGCAUUUGACACGCUCACCUUCCACGCCGCUGAUGCAUUUGACCCGCUCACCUUCCACGCCGCUGAUGCAUUUGACCCGCUCACCUUCCACGCCGCUGAUGCAUUUGACACGCUCACCUUCCACGCCGCUGAUGCAUUUGACCCUCUCACCUUCCACGCCGCUGAUGCAUUUGACCCGCUCACCUUCCACGCCGCUGAUGCAUUUGACCCUCUCACCUUCCACGCCGCUGAUGCAUUUGACCCGCUCACCUUCCACGCCGCUGAUGCAUUUGACCCUCUCACCUUCCACGCCGCUGAUGCAUUUGACACGCUCACCUUCCACGCCGCUGAUGCAUUUGACCCGCUUACCUUCCACGCCGCUGAUGCAUUUGACCCGCUCACCUUCCACGCCGCUGAUGCAUUUGACCCGCUCACCUUCCCAUGGGUUAAAGUUGAAAAAAUUCCUGAGCCUGAACCAUCUAUAUGA
Messenger RNA from Knipowitschia caucasica, 780 nucleotides. The record is from the annotation of a GenBank genome assembly. Lineage: Eukaryota; Metazoa; Chordata; Actinopteri; Gobiiformes; Gobiidae.